Tyto alba (common barn owl) is the source of this 5789-nucleotide messenger RNA. It is a transcript of the gene AKNA, whose product is annotated as AT-hook transcription factor. Gene Ontology annotation, biological process: epithelial to mesenchymal transition; neuroblast delamination; neuroblast division in subventricular zone. Lineage: Eukaryota; Metazoa; Chordata; Aves; Strigiformes; Tytonidae. The coding region runs from base 170 to 4057 and encodes 1295 amino acids. The transcript has 22 exons. Gene Ontology annotation, cellular component: centrosome. The record is from RefSeq and is a predicted model, not a curated record.
UGGGCCGGGGCCGGGGCCGGGGCCGGGGCCGGGGCCGGGCGAGGAGGGGCCGGCCGAGCCCUCCCUGCAGGACGCGGCGGCGAUGAUGUGACCUACAUUCGUGGCAAGGAGGUCCCCAGCCUGCCGUCAUGAAGCGGCACAAGUGACGGGGACGCCGUGCCCGCGGGCCAUGGCCAGCCCGGCACCAUGGCUGCGCUGGACACAAACAGAGCUGACGCGCUGGGAGGGAGAGGAGGAGGAGGAGGAGGGGGAGGAGGAGGAGGAAGAAGACGACUUUGAAAGGCGGAUGGACAAGGAUGGGGUCAUCGGCCUGGGGGAGGAUGCUGGGAGCCCACCAUGGGGUGACAGCGGGGACCUGGAGGAGGGGUCCGCGGUGGAGGAGGGUCCCUGGUGCCCACGGCAGGACCUGGUGGAGGAGGAUGAGGAGCGGGGCAGCUCCGGGGGGGACGAGGGGCCCUGGGGGGCAGAGAGCGAUGGGGAGCCCUACCCUGAGCUCUCCUACGAGGGUCAGUGGGGCUCGGGGUCCAGCGGCAGCCCCGAGGCGUUGCGGGAUGGCCGGGCUCUCCGCCAGCCCCGCGGCUGCAGCACAGACGGUGGUGACACCUCAGGGCUGUCGGACGCCAGCCCUGGCCCCGCCACCCCGUCCUGCCAGCACCGGGGCUGGGGCACAACUGGGGGCACUGGAGGGGGGCACAGGCAGGGCUGGACCCCGAGCCGGAGCCUCCUCCUGCACCUCUCCACCGAUGACCUCUGCGACGCCACCAGCGUCCAGCCUGUCCCCGAGCCCCAGCUGGCUGGGAUGGGACGUGCCCCCCCUGCGCCCCAGCUGCAAUACAGGUCUCAGGUGCCCAAGAAAGGGGCGCCCACGGUGCCGCCCCCCAAACCCGGCCAGCAGCUGCGGUCCCUGUGCCCCCGGCAGCGGCACACAGGUGGCAAGGAGGAGAGGGGUCCCUCGGGAAAAGGGACCAGCGCGGCCAGUGGCACCCAGUACGGCCGAGGGCGGCUCAACCACCCCCUGCCCGACCUCUCCAAGGUGGAGGCGCGGGUGAAGUUUGACCAGAGCUACCGGCCGCCGCGGGGCCGAGCCCUGCCCGCCCACCCCAGUGCCCCGGGCGGCCCCGUGGGCUUCAAAUCCCCGGCUGAAAUCGUCCGGGAGGUGCUGCUGAGCAGCGGGGAGGGGGUCCCCCCGCAGCCCCCCACCACCCCUGGGCUGCCGCAGGAGUUCAGGUCGCCCAGGCAAGCCACCCAGCUGGUGCAGCAGCUCCAGGACGACUACCACAAGCUGCUGACGAAGUACGCCGAGGCCGAAAACACCAUCGACCAACUGCGCCUGGGUGCCAGGGUGAGCCUGUACGCCGACCCGCCGCCGCCCAGCCGCAGCCUCGCCGUGGGCACCGUGGGCACCGUGGGCACCGUGGGCCGGGGCUGCCGGGUGAUGGCCCUCAGCAUCCCACAGGCCCGGACGGCGGCUCUCAGCGCGGCCCCGGCCCCCCCAUGCUCACCGGGUGCAGCUCCAGGACCACCCGAGCCGGGGGGGUCACCCCAACAGCCUUCCCCGCCUCCACCCGCGGGGGGCUGCCCGGGGACCCAGCUGACACAGACACUGGCGGGACAGACCCACAAGCUGCGGGCACAGGUGGAAACCUUCGAAGGCUGGAUGCAAGCGGGGGACCCCGCGCCCCGGGAGCAGCUCUGGAGGUUUAGGAAGCUGAAGGAGGCGCAGGAUGCGCUGGAGCGGGCGUACCUGCGGGCCCGGCAGCAGCACCCAGGGGCUUUGGGGGAGUUUGACCCCGAACGCGCGGUGGAAGGGGAGAUUUUCCAGCUGGGGCUGCGCCUGGAGGAGCUGAAGGAGCGGUUGGAGCCCAGGGCCAGGCGGCAGCUCCCCCCGCAGCACCCAGCCCAGCCCCGCUCCCCUCCAGCCCCUUCCUCGCCACCGCCCGCCCGCUCCCCACACCCUGAGAGCCCUGUGCUGAUGGAGGGCCCCCAGGGGACAGUGGGGGACAGUGAGGAGGCGACGGGGAGGUUGCCCCGGCCCCUCUGGCACAAGCAGCUCCGAGUGGAGGAGGAUUUUGGUGACCUGCUGGAGCAGUACAACCACUUCAAGUCCUUGCCGGAGUCACUGAGCCUGGAGCAGCUGAGCCUGGCAGAGAGCGGGUCCCAAGAGGAGGCGGAUGGACCUGCAGCAGAGGACAGUGGCCCCAGCAAGGUCCCCUCCAGGACACAGUCACUAGAGGAAGGGACUGACCUCGAGACCUCCCCCUUGCACCCCCCAGAGAGAAGAGCCGCGCCGCUGCCCCCCAGGGAGUCCCCAUGGCCAGAGGGGCCACAGGGCCACCUGUCCCCCACCACCACUGAGAAGCCACCGGCCACAGCCAAGCCCCUCCUGGGACUCCCUGGGCCACCACGGGGGCCCCUGUCCCCUCAGGGCAGCAGGGUGGGCAGCGCUGCUGCCCAGCCCCGGCCCCGCAAGGAGCAGCGGAUUGUGUCACCGGAGACAGACAGCGGCUUCGUGGGCUCGGAGGCCAGCAGGGUGUCCCCCCCCGUACACACCCCCGAGCACCGGCCCCCCGGCACCGGGACCCCCGGCUCACUGGGACUCUCCAUCCCCGUCCCCACCACCCUCCGUCCUCCGCGGAAGAGAGAGGUGACCCCACUUCCCUCCGAGACGGCGCCGAUGGGCAUCUACCCUGGAGGCAGGCAGGGCGGCACGGGGGGGCCCCGCCUGCCCCCCUGCACCCCCUCGCAGAGCGGCUCCCCCCGCCGCUGGGCCGGGAGCGCGGGCAGCGAGGGGGGACCCAACGGGGACAGCACUCACACGGACUCCGAGGUGGAAGGCAGGAGUUGUGCCAGCGCCAGCGGCUGCCCCCCCGCCACGGCCAGGGGCCCAGCCAGCCCCCCACCGUCCCCUGAAACACCGUCCCCCACCACCCUGUCCCCCGAUCUGCUGUCCCUCAACCUGGCUCGCUGCGACCUGCUGGGCUCCCGUCUGGAGCGUGACCAGGCCAUCCGGGUGCUGCGGGACGAGGUGUGGCGGCUGCGGCGGAGGCUGGAGGAGAGCCUGCGCCGCUCCCGCAGCUAUCCCGAAGGAAAAGCCGCCCCCCGUGCGCCCCUGGCCGGGAGGCAACCGGUGGCCAACGGACCAUCGUCCCCCGAGGACGCAGCACCCUCGGGGGAGCCGAGCCCCCCGGUGCGGGGUAGGGUGGCCCCCGGGGUCGCACCCACGAGGAGGGGGAGGUCGGCAUCGCUGCCACGGGACAGGCCGGAGCUGGACCUCACCUCCGAGUCGGACCCCUCGCCCACCAGACCCCCGGCCACCCCCUCCCCGCAGAAGAGCCCUGGGAGCCCCCCGGGCGUGGUGACAUUGAGGGGACAAUACACAGGGACACGGUACCAGGCGGGGACACCACGCGUCGCCCCGGCACCCCGAGAUGAGCCGGGCACCCCGGGGUGCCCCCGGUGCCGUGGGAGCCGGACACCGUCGGCUGGCUCCCGGGUGGGCGAUGCCAUGGGGCAGCCCCAGCACAGCACCCCGAGGAGGACACGCUGCCCCACUUGCCGGGCACCCAUGGGUGUCCCCACGCCCGGUGGCAAGGACGGAGCCACGCACGCAGAGCGUGGCCCCGGUGACACGUCCCCCCCAGGCUCCCACGUCGGUCCCCGAGCCGAGAAGCCAGAGCAGCCCGGACUUUGGUACUUGACAGCCAGCCCUGGUGCCACCGCUGCCAUCGGCUGCCUUGCACCCGUCCCCCUCGUGCCUUACACCCCCUCCGUGCUCUACUGCUCCCCGGCGGUACCUACCUCAGCCCCAGCCGUGGCCGGGGUCCCCCUCCAACACGCCGCGGGGCACCGGCGGGCCGAGCCCCCCCCCCGGCCGCACACCCCUGGCCACCACCGCUGCCUGACCCUGGCCCUGGAUGAGUUGGAGGAGCUGAACCGGUCGCUGAGCCGGGCCGCGGCGGCUGCCCAGGGCGUGCGGGUCACCACCACCCGCAUGAGCCGGGCGCUGGCUGCCGAGCUGAGCCGGGCGCGGGACCUGCGGGGCUCCUGCCUCUUCUGAGGGUCCUGACAGACCUUCCCGGCGCUGGCGGGGGGGCAAGGAGGGGGAGGACGGUCCCCCCCCCCCCCCCAACCCCGAUCAGCAAUCCCCGCACUGCUGGGUGCUCCCUGCCAGAUCUGGGGGUGCCAGGGCUGGGGGGCAUCUCCGCGGGAUCCGGCACCAGCUCCCAUCCCGCUUGUCCUAGAGCUCUCGCAUCGCUUGUCCGGCUGUCUGUCCGUUUUCAGGACACACACCCCCUCCCCUCCAAGCUGCGGGAGUGGGGGGCAAAAGGUGGGCAGAGGUCUCCCUGGGGGUGCGAGCAUGGCCCUGGCAGGAGGGCACCGUCCCCCAGGACCAACAGGGUGACCCGGUGCCCCCCCCCCCCCCAAGGCUGACACCACCCCGAGCUGAGCGCUUCUGGGGGUGCUCUGACUUUGUGUAGGUCCUACUGCAACCCAGGUGGAGCCCCCAGUGUUUACUUCCACACCUGCGUGGGCAGAAAUACCCGCGAUUCCCUGUUCAAGUCCUCUCCCAGACUUUGGGCGUCCUCGGGGGGCUCAGUGCCGGGGUUCAGCCCGUGUGCCCCCCCUCUGCCCUUGGCCUUGACCUGAGCCCAGCCCUCCCUGGGAAGGGAGCUCUUUUGGGAGUUUUCUGUGAAUUUAUUUUCUCAAAGGUAGCUAGUAAGCAGCUAAAUCACUCUUUUAGGGUUGAUCGAUGGUAUGUAACUUGUGUAUGUAUCUGUAUGUAUCUAUAUAGAUACAUAUGGGUGGUCUGGUUUUAAUUUCCAGCAUAAUCCUUAGGGCAUUUUUGUGGGGUUUUUUGGCCAUCUCUGGAUGUGGCUGCCCACAGUGUCAUCCAGGCAGAAAAAAAAAAAAAAAAAAAAAAAAAAAAAGAAGGAUUUGGGGUUUUCCUCGAGAUUCCCAGGGGAUCUAGGCUGGUCGAGGAGAAAUCACUCCAUGAGUCUGAGGCAGGGGUAGGAUCUGGCCCCGGGGGGGUCUGCAGAGCCCCUGUACCUCCGGGCUGGUUUUGUAAGGAGUUAAUGCCUGUUUUUUCAUGAAGUGGAUGUGGUCGGAGCAGCCCUUGGCACAGUACCUCAGAGGUGGGUGCUCUGCACCCCACAAACCCUGGGGGGACCCUCCAGCACCCCUGUGGAACCUGUACCCUGUGCCCCCCGGGAUGGGUCCAGCCAAACCCACCCCCCCCACACCCCCCAUGCAUCUCAGCCUGCAGUGCCCCUGGCCGUGUUUACGUGUAGGACCUACCUAAAGUGCCCGUGUCAAAUUUAUUUAUUUUUGAAUUUUUGUUGUACGAAGACCCACAUUUGUGUGUGGGUGGUGGUGGUGGGGGGGGAUCACUAACUCUCCUGGCGAGUUACUCAGGUCUAGAGCCUCCCCAAGCGCUUGCAAAGCCACUGAGCCUGGAUCCUGCAACCCCGGGGGGGGGCACGGGGGGGACUGGCAAUGGGGCUGCCCCUGACGCGGCCCUUUGGGGGGAGAGGGGUGGGCUGGGGGCAUGUGGGGGGGAUUUUAAUGAGAUUUCCGUGUCUCUGGGUGCAUCUGCUCGUACCGGUGUCCCAAGCGAGCACUUGGAGCGUGCAGCUGUAUUUAACUGUCCCAAAUGCAAAAGCCAGGAGCAAAGAUGAUGGGUUUUUUCCGUAUCUCCUAUUUUGUAAUGACCAGAUGAGCCAUUUGGAUGAUAUUUUGUACUAAGAUAAUCGCCUAUUUUUGAACGAAAUAAACGUGGUUGGUUGGCU